AUGGCGAAAGUGAAGUGUCUGGCAGCUCUGCUGCUCAUCGCAUUGGCGAGUACCGAAGCUGCCCUGGGUCCGAGGGGAUACGGGACGAGAUUCGGCAGUGCGCCUCUGCUGGAGAGGUUCGCCUGGAGGAUACUGGACUGGAAUUACCCCAACGAAGUGAGCAGGCAGCAGGCCAUCGCCAGCGGUGACUUCCAGCCGGAGAACGCGUUGCCCGUCGGCAUCGAGAUCUGGAGGGACAAGCUCUUCAUCAGCGUGCCGAGGUGGAAAAAUGGUAUACCAGCUACCUUGAACUACAUUCCGCUGAACUCAGUUCGCGGCGGAGCUCCCAAGCUCAAUCCUUAUCCGACCUGGGCUCAAAACGUCGCCGGAGCCUGUGGAAGCGGACUAACCACCGUCUACAGGAUUCACGCGGACGUGUGCGACAGACUGUGGGUACUCGACGUCGGCACUAUCGGCAUCGGUAACACCACCGUCCAGGCUUGUCCCUACACCCUCAACGUAUUCGACCUGACCACCGAUAAGCUUCUCAGACAGUACAGGCUCAGGCCCGAGGAUGUCAACCAGAAUACCUUCAUCGCGAAUAUCGCCAUCGAUCUGGGCAAAGGCGGCUGCGACGACGCCUUCGCCUACAUGUCCGACGAGCUCGGCUACGGCCUCAUCGUCUACUCCUGGCAGCUGAACAAGUCUUGGAGGCUCUACCACAGCUACUUCAUGCCCGACCCUCUUGCCGGGGACUACAACAUCGGCGGCUUGAACUUCCAGUGGGGCGAGGAGGGAAUAUUCGGCAUGAGUCUGUCGCCGAUCGCCCUCGACGGUUUCAGAACUCUCUUCUUCCACCCUCUGAGCAGCAAUCGGGAGUUCGCUGUCUCCACGAGGAUACUCAGGGACGAGAGCCGUGCCGAGGAUAGCUGGCACGAUUUCCAGGUACUACCGGAGCGUGGACCUUUGGGCCACUCGACUGCGGAGGUCAUGGACGACAACGGCCUGCAAUUCUUCAAUCUUGUCGACCAGAACGCCGUAGGAUGCUGGAACUCUCUGCUACCCUAUGCCCCGUCGAACCAGGCGGUCGUCGCACGCCACGACGAGGCCAUGAUUUUCCCAGCCGACGUUAAGGUUAACCGAGGCCUGCUCUGGAUUAUGACCGACCGAAUGCCGGUCUUCCUCGUCUCCACGCUCAACUACACGGACGUGAACUUCCGGAUACUGACGGUGCCGGUACGCGACGCCAUCGCCGGUACAGUCUGCGAUAACUCGCCCUGGACGUACACGGGUAACCAACUGGGUGGACCGUAUGGACAGCCCUGGUGGGACCGAUGAUCUUGUUUACUAGAUGAUCGAAGACCCGGACAACUCGGCGAGCGUAGCGAGGACUUUGACUCUGUUGUAUUAUACGAUUAUCGAUGAAUAUCGAGAAUCCGAGGCAGCUCUCUCGAAUUUGCUUCGACUUUGUACAUUAAGUAUACUAUCUAUAAUGAUGAGUAUUUAAAAGCGUAUUUAAUUGAAAUUUCAAAGGAAAAUUACCUGAGGUACGAUGUUACAUAAGGUAUGUUUUUUUUGUUUCUACACGUUCGUUCACUAUGAUAUGGAUACCGGAAAUUAGACGAACAAGACGGUGAAAUUGAUAUUAUGUUUCUUCUCGUCUAUUUCCCGCCAUCCAUAAUAAACGAGAGGAAGGAAAGUAAGCAUCGCGAAACGAAAGCCGCGUAUACGUGUAUUCACGUGUAUACGGGGCGGAAUGUAACUGACGGAAAGGAAUCCUGUUUAACUGGUGCAAUGCGAACGCGAAUGAUGUACAUUUUUUUCCAGCAUUCUUGAAGAGUUUAGUAUUAAGUCAUAAAUUUUGCAGCAUGUAGUUUAUGUUUUUUAAGAAAAGACCUAUGUUGGAUCAAACGAAAUUUAAAUCGUAAUUUAUGCUUGAUAAAGGGCAAUUAAUCAUUCGAGAAUACAUCGUAAAAUAACAAUACUGUUGAUGUUUACAAUCGCGCAAAGAAUUUUCAUUUCCUGUAAAAUAUGCGAAAAAUUUUAGAAUAAAAUAUGUACGUGAAAACUAC
Molecule: messenger RNA, 2051 nt
Organism: Nasonia vitripennis (jewel wasp)
Lineage: Eukaryota; Metazoa; Arthropoda; Insecta; Hymenoptera; Pteromalidae
Gene: Y-y
Product: yellow-y
Exons: 6
Coding region: 1-1317 (438 amino acids)
Cellular component (GO): extracellular region
Source: RefSeq, marked provisional